GGACGCGGCGGCGGCGGCGGCGGGGGCGAGCCGGGGCGGCGGCGCGGCGCAGGGUCCGCCCGCGGCCAGCAUUUCCUGUUCGGAUUAUCUUCGGCGCCCCCACCCCCGCCCCGUUGCCACCUUCGCCUCACGCUCCCACUCCUCUGUGUCCUUGGUCGAAGCUGCUCUCGGCUCCGGUUCGUCUCCCCCUUCUGGGGACCCUCUUGUGACUCCGUUCCCCGGCGGCGGGGGAGCCCCGCCGAGACCAUGAGGAAAUUCAACAUCAGGAAGGUGCUGGACGGCCUGACCGCCGGCUCGUCCUCAGCCUCGCAGCAGCAGCAGCAGCAGCAGCACCCGACUGGGAGCCGGGAGCCCGAGAUCCAGGAAACGCUCCAGUCUGAGCACUUCCAGCUCUGCAAGACUGUUCGCCAUGGAUUUCCCUAUCAGCCCUCAGCCUUGGCCUUUGAUCCUGUACAGAAGAUCCUAGCAGUGGGAACUCAGACUGGUGCUUUAAGGCUCUUUGGUCGUCCUGGAGUAGAAUGUCACUGCCAGCAUGACAGUGGAGCGGCUAUAAUCCAGCUCCAGUUCCUGAUUAACGAGGGAGCUCUUGUGAGUGCCUUGGCUGAUGAUACCUUACACUUAUGGAAUCUACGUCAAAAGAGACCUGCCAUACUACAUUCACUUAAAUUUUGCAGAGAAAGGGUUACGUUUUGCCAUCUGCCUUUCCAGAGUAAGUGGCUCUAUGUGGGGACCGAACGAGGUAAUAUACAUAUUGUCAAUGUGGAGUCCUUCACACUCUCAGGCUACGUCAUUAUGUGGAAUAAAGCCAUUGAACUGUCAUCUAAGUCUCACCCAGGACCUGUUGUCCACAUAAGUGAUAAUCCAAUGGAUGAGGGAAAGCUUUUGAUUGGUUUUGAAUCUGGAACAGUAGUCUUAUGGGACCUCAAAUCAAAGAAGGCCGACUACAGAUACACAUAUGAUGAGGCUAUCCACUCUGUUGCUUGGCAUCAUGAAGGAAAACAGUUUAUUUGCAGUCAUUCAGAUGGCACCUUGACUAUUUGGAAUGUGAGGUCCCCUACUAAGCCUGUUCAGACAAUCACUCCGCAUGGAAAGCAGUUAAAGGAUGGGAAGAAGCCAGAACCAUGCAAACCUAUUCUCAAGGUGGAAUUCAAAACAACUAGAUCUGGGGAACCUUUCAUUAUUUUAUCAGGAGGUUUGUCAUAUGAUACUGUAGGAAGAAGACCUUGCUUAACGGUGAUGCAUGGGAAAAGCACUGCUGUGCUAGAGAUGGACUAUUCAAUUGUUGAUUUUCUAACACUAUGUGAAACACCAUAUCCAAAUGAUUUUCAAGAACCAUAUGCUGUGGUGGUUCUUCUAGAAAAGGAUUUAGUACUUAUAGACCUUGCACAAAACGGAUACCCUAUAUUUGAGAAUCCCUAUCCUUUGAGCAUACAUGAGUCCCCUGUUACAUGUUGUGAAUACUUUGCUGAUUGUCCUGUGGACCUUAUUCCUGCACUUUAUUCAGUUGGAGCGAGGCAGAAACGUCAAGGUUAUAGCAAAAAGGAGUGGCCCAUCAAUGGAGGUAAUUGGGGCUUGGGUGCUCAAAGUUACCCAGAAAUCAUUAUUACAGGGCAUGCUGAUGGGUCAGUUAAGUUCUGGGAUGCUUCUGCAAUAACUUUACAAGUAUUAUAUAAACUAAAAACAUCUAAAGUAUUCGAAAAGUCAAGAAAUAAAGAUGACAGGCCAAACACAGACAUUGUAGAUGAAGAUCCAUAUGCCAUUCAGAUCAUCUCCUGGUGUCCAGAAAGUAGAAUGCUGUGCAUAGCUGGAGUUUCUGCUCAUGUCAUUAUUUAUAGAUUCAGCAAACAGGAAGUGAUUACAGAAGUAAUUCCGAUGCUUGAAGUUCGAUUGUUAUAUGAGAUCAAUGACGUGGAAUCUCCAGAGGGUGAGCAGCCACCACCUUUGCCAACACCGGGGGGAGGUUCCAAUCCUCAGCCCAUUCCUCCUCAGUCUCACCCGUCUACUAGUAGCAGUUCAUCUGAUGGGCUUCGUGAUAAUGUACCUUGCUUAAAAGUUAAAAAUUCGCCACUUAAGCAGUCUCCAGGUUAUCAGACAGAACUAGUUAUUCAGUUGGUGUGGGUGAGUGGAGAACCACCACAACAAAUUACCAGCCUGGCAGUUAAUUCUUCCUAUGGGCUGGUUGUUUUUGGCAAUUGUAAUGGUAUUGCUAUGGUUGACUACCUCCAGAAAGCAGUGCUGCUUAACUUGGGCACUAUUGAAUUAUAUGGCUCAAAUGAUCCUUACCGGCGAGAACCCCGAUCUCCUCGUAAAUCUCGACAACCUUCAGGAGCAGGUCUCUGCGAUAUUAGUGAAGGGACUGUGGUCCCAGAGGAUCGCUGCAAAUCUCCAACUUCUGGUUUUGAGUCUUCAGUAGCUGGUUCUACUACAUCAGAAACAAUAGUAAGAAUGGGAAAUAUUGAGAAUGGUUCUUCGUCACCACACAAUUCAGAUGAUGAACAAAAAAUGAAUAAUUUUAUAGAAAAGGUGAAGACCAAAAGCAGAAAGUUUUCCAAGAUGGUAGCCAGUGACAUAGCAAAGAUGUCAAGGAAGUUAAGCUUGCCUACUGACCUAAAGCCUGACUUAGAUGUAAAAGAUAAUUCCUUCAGCCGAUCACGAAGUUCCAGUGUAACCAGCAUUGACAAAGAAUCACGAGAAGCGAUCUCUGCUCUUCAUUUCUGUGAGACUUUUACUCGAAAGGCGGACUUAUCCCCUUCCCCUUGUCUGUGGGUUGGAACGACUCUAGGAACAGUGCUUGUCAUUGCACUGAACCUUCCCCCAGCAGGAGAACAAAGACUUCUCCAGCCAGUAAUUGUGUCUCCAAGUGGUACUAUAUUGAGGUUAAAAGGUGCAAUCUUGAGAAUGGCAUUUCUGGAUACCAUGGGCUGCUUAAUGCCACCUGCAUAUGAACCCUGGAGGGAACACAAUGUUCCUGAAGAAAAAGAUGAAAAGGAAAAAUUGAAAAAACGGCGCCCUGUCUCAGUAUCCCCCUCCUCUUCUCAGGAAAUCAGUGAAAAUCAGUAUGCAGUGAUAUGUUCUGAAAAGCAAGCGAAAGUCAUCUCACUGCCAACCCAGAACUGUGCUUAUAAGCAGAACAUUACCGAGACCUCAUUUGUGCUUCGUGGCGAUAUCGUAGCGUUGAAUAACAGCAUCUGCCUUGCCUGUUUCUGUGCCAAUGGGCACAUUAUGGCUUUCAGUUUGCCAAGUUUAAGGCCUCUAUUGGAUGUGUACUACCUGCCCCUUACCAACAUGAGGAUAGCCAGAACAUUCUGCUUCACCAACAAUGGACAAGCAUUAUAUCUGGUUUCACCUACAGAAAUCCAAAGACUUACUUACAGUCAAGAAACCUGUGAAAAUCUUCAGGAAAUGCUGGGUGAGCUCUUCACUCCUGUAGAAACACCUGAAGCACCAAACAGGGGAUUCUUUAAAGGCUUAUUUGGAGGUGGUGCACAAUCUCUCGAUAGGGAAGAACUGUUUGGAGAAUCGUCCUCAGGAAAGGCCUCAAGGAGUCUUGCACAGCACAUCCCUGGCCCUGGUGGUAUUGAAGGUGUGAAAGGGGCAGCAUCUGGAGUCGUCGGUGAAUUAGCACGAGCCAGGCUGGCACUAGAUGAAAGAGGUCAGAAACUUGGUGACCUGGAAGAAAGAACAGCAGCUAUGUUAUCAAGUGCAGAGUCAUUUUCUAAACAUGCUCAUGAGAUGAUGUUGAAAUACAAAGAUAAGAAGUGGUACCAGUUCUGACAACCAGAAUCCAGUAAGUUCAACUCAGCCAGAAGGAAAAAGGUUUUCCUUUUUUAUUAUAUUGAUUUAUUUAGGAAAGUCAACAUUUAAGGGAUGUUCAUCGCUGAAUACUGUUCUUUCCUCGCACAAUCAUGCACUGUUUUACCUCAGUCAUGUGGCUUUAACUGAGGAGUGUUCACACACUCAAACUGGAGCAGGAGGUGUGUGCCGGCUGUGAGUCGUCUGGAAACCCCACAGGUCACAAGUGACAGACGAAAAACAAAGGAGGAUGCGGAAGAGAUAUGGCAGAGACUAAUCCUGGAUGAUGCCUGUGUUAAACUUUCAUACGCCAAAAGGCUGUUUGCUAGUGUAUCUGCCAUCAGUGUUGGACCUGUUUAGGGAGAGGCAAGAAAUGAGAAGUCCUAAAGCUGAAAUAGUCACAUUUGUGUCACUGGACCGGAUCACAAACAGCUGUCUCGGACUUUUCCUCUCUUAAACUGACUGGUCAUCAGUAUCAUUAGUGAAAAAGAAUCAAACUGUUUGUUACCGUAUCUUUAGACAGAUAAGCUGAAUGAUGGGCUUUAAUAAUAAAGACAUACACACAGUUGACUUGUGUAUGGUCUACUCGGAUUCUUGUUAAUAUAUACUUGUGUUUAGUUCAUAUUUUGUCUAAAGCAAAACAAGACAAUACAUCACUUUUCAUUGAAAAGAAAAGUGUAGAGCAUGACUGAAUUGCUCAUCAUUCUGGAAGUUUCCAUGUAGUGGCUAUGCAGUGUGGAAAGUGAGAAAAACCUCCAUUGUGGUGAGGAGAAUACUUCAAUGUUCCUUGUCCUUGUUCUCAUUAAUUCAGCUGAAGGUGGAUUUGACCAAAAUAGGUACUGGUUAAAUUUGUAGAAAUGUUAAAAUUGGCUAAGUUUUUAAUUUUGCUUGAAUUUUUAUAAAAUGUACCUUUGCAUUACUUAAUUAAAAUUGCUAAAAAAAAAAAAAAAGGCAAAAAAAACCCCUUUCUUUAUUUCAGUAAAAUGCUCAGCUCUCUUUUAAAAAUGCCCUUUAUUUGCUAACUGUUCCAAUACACUCAGGUGAUGAGCCAAUUAAAUCUUAGUGCACAUGCUAUCGCAUGGAAAAUUACAAGCAUCUGUUGCCAAUAAUUAUCUAUAAGAGUCUAGUCUGAUGACAUACAAAAUAUUUUCUGUAGAAAUAUACUAUAAAUCUGUACAUAUCCUUUCAAGGUUUUAAAAAGCCAAAAGGAAAGGAAAAUACGUACACUUUGAUAACUAAAUUAUUUCUGUAUUGGAAUAUAAAUGCAGAUUGAGUCCAGCAAUGGACAGUGAAUGACUGGUUCAUAGAACAGCCUUUCAGACAGGAAGGAAUCGCUUUGUAGAUCUGGAAGGAAGCAAUCUGAUAGUGCUGGCUAGUCUGAGAUUAUUAUUGAUUGUUGAUAAAGCAACAAAAUAGCAAAACAGAAGCAUUAAAAUUAAUGUCAAUGAAAUUUAAAAAUUGUCUUCUAUUAAUUUUUUUAAAUCAUUUUCAUUUUUCGUUAAGAUAUAAUCAGAGCACAAAUUGAUAGCAAACAUGAUGGUUGUUUUCUCUUCCAUAUGCUCAUUAAAGGCAUACGUAGGACACAUUGACUUUUUCAUGCAGUCUGUUAUGCAUUUUUCCUCUUUACUUGUCAUUAAUAAAGCUUUUAGGUUUACAUUUUAUAAUGUGCGCUACUGGUUACAAAAGUUUACAUCAAAGUUUACUUUAAAUAUCAUUCAGUAGGGACUAAAAUAUAUGUAAUAGACAUAAUUGAUCAAGCCAAAAGAAAUAUUUUAAAAAUACAAUUAUUUUCAAAAGUUUUUGAAUUUAUAAAGUACUGAUACUUUUUUAAGUUAAUGUCAGCUAUCUACUGAGCAUUCAGCAGUUUAUGAAUUGUUUAAUUUGUAUUAUCUGUUACCCAAUAAACCCAUUGUUCCAUGACGUGUCACAGGAAUUGUUAGAUCCUUUUUUUAAAGGUACAGUUUUGUGAAUGUCAUCUAUAAAAUUGAUUUAAAAGGAGUCACGGAUUUAAAAGGAGUUGAGAAGCAUUAAGUAAAUUAAUAUGCUGAUUGAUUAUUUAUGCAGAAGAUCAUAUUAGCUGCAAUUAUUUAAUUUGCUUUGUUAUUUUCUAUAUUAACUUCAUUUUUUACUGUCAUUUUUCCUGUUGUAUACAAAAUAAAACCCAAACUUGUCAUUAUUUUCAAAUAGAGAAUUAGAUACACUGACCUGAAGUGGAUUUUUAGGAUUUGAUAAGCAAAUCCUACAUUGACAUUUUGAGUUAUUGAAUUCUUAAUCUACAAAUUAUGCACAACAAACUAGGGCAUCAGUUAGGAUUAAGUAUGUUUGAGUAGAGGAAAUAAGCUUCUUAGAGGUAUCUGUGAUUCAGUCUCUAGAACACGGACAGUCUGGAGUAAUAACUAACCCAGGGAAUUUAUUGUAAUCUGAGAGUCAACAUCUCUUAUUUUUAAGUUUUAAAUGCAGAAAGUAAUAGACACCAGCAAGCCACGAUUUCAAGAAAAUCACCCAAAAAAAAGUUCAAAUAGAAAAAUGAAAGAUUUCCGUGUGCUCUCUCCAUACCCUCAGCGUUGAUUUGUUGCAGUUGUCCUUGACUUUGAAGUCAUUGAAGUAUUCAUUGAUUCGCAGUUUGUCAGUAGGAAGUAGUUUUUCUGUAUGUACAUAUAUCCAGUUCAUUUCACUUUUCCAACUGAAAUCCAUAUGUGUUUGCUUAGAAAGUUAUUUGAAAUCUUAACAUUCUGACCAAUUCAGUAUAUUAUACCCAUUUGAAGUUUUGCGUUGUCUUAACACUUUUCAUUCGCAUUUCAAUUGUACAAAGUGUUUCCAGAAAAUUGUUAUAGAUUCAACUGAGCUAUUACUAACUUCUUACUUUGAUUUUUUAUGGAUGUGAAAAAUGCUGCUACUUGUCUAUGUUAUUAUGUGUAAGUAUAUUACAAUUUAAUUAAGUGCAGUAGUUUAAAGAAAGAAGCAUUUCUUUUGCUUAGAACUUAGUUGUAGGUUCCUCUGAAGUUAUUUAUGUGGAUAUGUGAGUGUUUUAAACAAGUCUGAAAGUGUUACAUACUUUUAGGUUACAGGGGUGCUGGGGAAAUUGCUGAGAAAAGAAAGAAUAUGUAGAAGACACUACGGAGUUCAAAGUUUUACCCUGAGUUCUAUAUUUCAUAAAUGUUUUGCUUAAGGCAUUUCUCAUGUGACAUUAGAAAAGCUAUAUCCAAAGGUAAAUUUUUUGUGGCAAAGAUUUAUUUUACUUUUUAACUUUUGGGACUUGAUUUCUUUCUGCAAAAUAAAGAGCACUGAACUAUAAACUUGAAUUUUUUCUGCACUUUUUUAGGUAAUGAAAACUUUUUAUUAUCAUUUAAUCCACAUUUCUCAGUUUAAAUCAAAUAAUACAUGUGUAUAAAACAUACCAAAAUCAUGAAUAUGCUGCUAGCCGCACCUUAAACAAACUGAUCAGUUUUAAAACCUUCAAUAGGUUUUUAUAUAGUUUUCAAAGAUAUAAAAAAUAGUAAAAUAAUUUGCUGUAUGUUUCAGUGUUCUUGGUCUUAAUUAUUGCAACACUUUCAGAUUUGUUUUAAGAUCAUACAGUAACAUGUUAUAUUUAUACAUACUGCUAGAGAAUAUACUUUUAGUUUUAAAAUGGAAUUUUUAUAAAUGUACUCUUUAAUUUUAAAAAUGGUGAACUUGUUAAGUUUAAGUCAAAGUACUUAAAAAGUAUGUAUAUUAUCCAUACAAAAGUUAUGUUUUACGCUUAUAAUAAGAAAUACUGGUAUCUCAUAUCGAGAUACAAUUAAUUUUAAAAAGAUCAUACAUCAUUUAAAAGUCUUCACAUAUGACAGGAAAGGUACCAUUACUAUGGUUUAAAAAAACCCUCUAUUGAGCAUUUUCAAAUAUUAAUUUUAUUUUUGGAGAAAAUGCCCACAAUAAUAAUUGCAAGAUCUUUCUCAAUAGCUACAGCUUGCUGUUGGAUGCCUCACUUAAUUAUUGUUUUAAAAUAUAUAUAUAUACAUAUAUUUAAAAUAGUUUUCCAGGUAUUUUCUUCUACCUUUUUUAAAAAUAAAUUUCCAAAAAUGAAAACAGAGUUUAUGUAUUUUUGUCAAUGAAGGUUUUUAUUUUGUAGUUUAUAGAAUUUGUUCCUUAUCAGUUUGAUACUUGAUCAAUAUUCUUAGACUUUUUAAUCUGUAUUUACUUUGGAAAAACACAACACUCCUACAUCUUAAACGUCCUUUUUUUCUUUUCCCUUUUAGGGUGUUUGUUCUAUUGAAUUGAGAUUUAUGCCCACAGAUUUGUUUUCAUUUGAAAAUGAAUGUGAAGAUACUGUUUACAGCUUUUGUUAAUUGCACUUUUCAUCACUCUGAUCAAUUUCUUAUAAAGUGCUAUGGGGAUUACUUCUCCUGUGAAUAGUAAUGAUCUUACUACUGCCUCAGAAGUUUUCAAAAAGGUUCUGUGGACAGAAAAAAAGAAGCACUAUUGCAAACACUAACAAUGUUAACAUACCAGUUAUUAGUUAUUUUGCAUUCCUAUUGCAACCAAAAAACACACAAAGGGAAACACUUCAGCUUACCUUUCUCAGUUGAAUUAAAUGAUUUUAAUAACUUCCCAAUUACCAGGGUUAUAAUUUUGCUUUCUUCAGUUACUAACACACUCUUAAAUUAUUAGGCACAAUUCAUUAUUUACGAAUUGAGUGUGGUAGUCCGGGGCUACUUGUUAAGUGCUCUCUUUAUUUUAUUCUUAACAUUAGAAAAAUCAUGAAUGUCAGUUUUGCCAGUAUUUUACAAUGAGGCUCGUAGUUUAAAUUGAAAUUUUAUAGUGUAUGAGAUGUAAAUAAAUUAGUAUUAAUUUAUUAUAGAUUGUUUGACUCAGGCAUUUAAAAUGGGUAUAGCUUAAUGGUAAUGGAAUCCUAUUCAUUUUUUAGUUUUUCUUUUUAAUAUACUUUUGCUAUUUGUUUUUUGUUGUCUAAACUUCAACUGAAGACAAUGUAUGGAGUUGAAAAGCAGACUCAACAUAUCAAUGAAAGCAAUGCAAAGAGGGUAAAUCAUGUUUUAAUUUUUAAUAUUUUUUUGUAAAUAAACAGUACUGUGAUGUUUUAGAUGUGUCCUCUGCUCAACAUGAUAGCUAUAACUGGAAAAACAUUUUGCUUUCUAGUUUUAUUAUUAGUUCAUUGUAAAUGCAUAACCAAAAGACAAUAUGAAAAAGAGCAAGAUCAAGUUUCCCUAACAUUAUCCACUUCAGGGACCAGCAUGCGUGGUAUAGAGCUCUAGCUUGUGUAUACCUUAAACUGUACACGCAGGUGUUUUCAGUUGCUGCACUUUUCUAAAAAAAAAAAAAAGAAAGAAAAAAUCUUGCUCAGUCCCAGUAACUAUCUCCAAGGUAAUUACUGGAAUAUGCAUUUUGAAAUACAGUUUUAAAAAGAAAAAAAAUCUGUGUAUUGUUUCAUCUUAAAAAAGAAAAAAAAGAAGCACUAUUGCAAACACUAACAACGUGUUAAACUUUGUAGUUAUUUUGCAUUCCUGUACUUUACAAAAUGUCAUCACAGCAAAAGGUUUAAAAUUAAGUAAUGAAAUAUUUUUGUAAAUAAAUACCGUUAAGCUGGUAUUUUAAAAAAUGUAUUAUAAAUUAAUGUUUCUGGAAAAUGUUCAUAUAUAUGUAUAUGAAUGUCUCUUUAUGCUGAAGGGCUCUGAUUGGGCAAAAUAAAAUACUCUACUCUCUCCUG
This is a messenger RNA of Nycticebus coucang (slow loris), 9493 nucleotides long. RefSeq names its product syntaxin binding protein 5 (gene STXBP5). The transcript is spliced from 30 exons. NCBI's taxonomy places the organism in Eukaryota, Metazoa, Chordata, Mammalia, Primates, Lorisidae. The record is from RefSeq and is a predicted model, not a curated record. The coding region runs from base 247 to 3774 and encodes 1175 amino acids. Gene Ontology annotation, biological process: regulation of exocytosis; regulation of protein secretion. Gene Ontology annotation, cellular component: SNARE complex; cytoplasm; plasma membrane. Gene Ontology annotation, molecular function: syntaxin binding; GTPase activator activity; myosin II binding.